Messenger RNA from Lasiosphaeria miniovina, 911 nucleotides. RefSeq lists its product as uncharacterized. The transcript has a single exon. NCBI's taxonomy places the organism in Eukaryota, Fungi, Ascomycota, Sordariomycetes, Sordariales, Lasiosphaeriaceae. Bases 187 to 489 code for a protein of 100 amino acids. The record is from RefSeq and is a predicted model, not a curated record.
UAGGCAAAACACUUUAAUUUAAUUAAAUAUCCUUACAUUCCGUUCACCUACAAUACAAUUAUUCCUAAUUCACUCUGGCAACUGAAUGAACGAACUAACUUACACUCACUCACUUUCAAUCAAACACAACACAUCAACUAACACUACUUACAUAGCCUACACACAAACAGUUAAUAGAGCAAACAAAUGGCAACCAACUCAGGCCGCGGAAACCCCAUCGGCGCCCGCGACGGGCCGACGGUUAACGACGCCGUGCCGCCCGUAGCAGCAACCACUAAGGCGCACAUCCAUGACGUGGCAACAAUUACAACAACGCCAGGACCGCACAGUAACAGCAAUGACAACAACAGCAACAACGGCAGCAGCAAGAAGCUGUCGGGGUCGACGGGGACGCACGACGCGGGCCAGGACGUCGAGGGCAUGGUCCCCGGGGCGACGGUCCCGACCAAGGGCGAGGUUGAUCAUGGUGAUGAUGAUGUGAAGAAGUAGUAGGAUGUGCGUGCGAAACGAGAUGAGAUGAGACGAUGAGACGAUGAGACGUCGGCGGUGGACAGUCAGUAGUAAGCUAGCCAGCCAGGGGAAGCAGACAAGACAGACAGAAGACAGACAGACAGACAGACAGACAGACAGACAGACAGACAGUCAGUCGAGAUGGGUAGUUAAUUAGAGUUGGAAACAAACAGACAAACACACUAGGUACGAUACGUAGUUGCCAAAUGAACACAUGUUGAAACCCCCUCCCAACCAAAAAGGCAAUACACCUUGCUUUUCAACAACACAGGUACUACAGAUAUUAAAUUCCGACGAGGUAUCUGUUCGUGGUAUUCCGGUUAUACCACUAAUGGCUGGGUCCUGAAGCUUGCGUAGUAGUACUACUAAUGGUGGGGUUGUGAUUGUUCUCUAUAUUUCUG